Microstroma glucosiphilum is the source of this 885-nucleotide messenger RNA. RefSeq names its product ClpP/crotonase. NCBI's taxonomy places the organism in Eukaryota, Fungi, Basidiomycota, Exobasidiomycetes, Microstromatales, Microstromataceae. Gene Ontology annotation, biological process: fatty acid beta-oxidation. The record is from RefSeq and is a predicted model, not a curated record. Gene Ontology annotation, molecular function: enoyl-CoA hydratase activity. The transcript is spliced from 4 exons. The coding region runs from base 1 to 885 and encodes 294 amino acids. Gene Ontology annotation, cellular component: mitochondrion.
AUGGUCACCGCCACUGCCCCCGUCACACCUCCCUCCACUCCCUUCUCGGCGGGCGAGAGGCACGAGUCUGCCUCUCUCCCCAUCUCCUCUCCCGAGCGACUAGUGUAUGGCCGCAAGCACAUCACGCCCGAUGGCGUCUACUCCCUGGUGCUCAACAGACCACGAGAGCACAAUGCCCUCUCGAGGGAGAUGCUCCUUCAGAUGGAGGAGCCCGUACCGGCUUCAACCGCCCUCACUCCUUCACCCCUCCGAGCACUCAUCGUUGAAUCCUCUUCUCCAGGCAAAUUCUGCGCAGGUGCAGAUCUCAAGGAGCGCAAGACGAUGACUGAAGAGCAAGUCGUGGCUUUCCUACAGCUACUCAGAACAGUCUUUGAUAAGGUGGCGGCCUUUCCUGCGCCGACGAUUGCUGCCCUCGAUGGACCUACGUUGGGAGGGGGGCUGGAGUUGGCGAUUGCUUGUGACUUUAGAGUGGCAAACCGCACCGUCAAGCGCAUCGGCUUCCCAGAAUCAGGCCUGGGUAUCAUCCCAGGCGCAGGAGGGACCCAGCGUGCACCGCGUCUUCUAGGUCUCACAAAGGCAAAAGAGCUCAUUUACACCGGGAGAUCUCUAAGUGCCACCGAGGCACUCGAAUGGGGUCUGGUAGACUACCUGACUGACGAAAGCGCCCCCGCCCGCUCUCUCCUCCUCGCAGCGACCAUGUCCAAUUCAGCUCCUCUGGCUCUGCGCGCAGCCAAAUUGUCCAUUUCAAAGGGAGCAGAGAUGGAGUUGGACGACGCACUGAAGUGGGAAGUGCAAUGCUACGAGGAUUUGCUGCCUACGCAGGAUAGAAGAGAAGCUCUGGAGGCGUUUGCUGAGAAGAGGAAGCCGAACUUUGUUGGUGCUUGA